AUGUUAGAUCUCAUCGAGGUUGUUCUAAAUCAGAAUGGAUUUAUGAUGCAGCGGAUCGAUGGAAGCAAACCACUAUCUCAACGACGUGAUGCGUUGAAAGCCUUUCGUGACGACUCAGAUUGUCUCGUCAUGCUAGCAUCCAUUGAUGGUGCUGGUUGCGGGCUUGAUCUAACAGCAGCAAAUCGUGUACACCUCAUGGAACCGCACUGGAAUCCUAUGGCAGAGGAACAAGCUCUCGAUAGGGUCUACAGACUGGGGCAAACUCGUGAAGUGCUAGCAACCCGCUAUAUUGUGAAAGAUCCGAUUGAGGAGAUUCAGAAAAACAAAGUGGAUAUGAUCAGCCGGGCGUUUGGCGAAACUGGGCUGAGUCAACACCAGAUUGAGCAGGAACGCGUGGAGGUCAGUAGCAGACAUAAUUUCACGCUUGUCACAUCAAUCCUCUAA
Molecule: messenger RNA, 444 nt
Organism: Exophiala aquamarina CBS 119918
Lineage: Eukaryota; Fungi; Ascomycota; Eurotiomycetes; Chaetothyriales; Herpotrichiellaceae
Exons: 3
Coding region: 1-444 (147 amino acids)
Source: RefSeq, a predicted model, not a curated record